AGCUUGGAACCACUCGGUGAUAGGUUCAAUAGUCCGUGUGUGUGUGUGUGAGUCUCUUAAAGGAAGCUGACCCCUUCCCUCCAGCUUCCUCAUUGUAGCCAUGAUUCGUGCUGUGCACUGACAGUAUGGAGAGCGCAGUGUGGAACAUGCCCCUGCUCCUGAGCCUUGUUCUGAUUUUACUACGCCAUUGCGCUCGGGCUCAGGAUGAUGGCGGUUGCCCAGCUGAUGGACGGACAUGGGUGCCUUUUGGACAGAAUUGCUAUCACUUUGUCCAUGGAGAAGAGGAUGUUGCCAAAAGUUACACCAUAGAGAAAGCUAAAGAUAUGUGCAGAGGCUUUGCCCUUCUGACGGUGCGCAGUGCUGAAGUUAAUAACUUCAUCGUUCAGUACAGCCCUAAGGUGUGGAAAGACCGUGUGAACAUCUGGCUCGGACUGUAUUAUGACAGCGACGAUGACCAGUUUAAAUGGAACGAUGAUACUCUUGUGAGCUUUAAGAAUUGGGUCAAAGGGGGCUCCGCUGAUUGGGACAUACCCUUAAUGGACAAAUGUGUGGCGCUGCACUCCAGCACCGGCAAGUGGGAGAACGUCAGCUGCACUGAGGAACAAGAGAACGGCGUGGUGUGUGAAACAGCCCUGAAGGCUGCUGUAAUUGGGAAAAAGAAUGCCAGUCCUCUCCUCUCAGCCCUAGUCAUUCUGAGUGUGAUUGUUAUUCUGGGAUUGUCUGCAGCUGUGUGGUUUUUCCACCAAAGGAACAGCUCUGGCUCAUUGUUCCCCUCUUUCGAGUACCAUCCUCCUUUUAGAUCAUCCCCGGCUGAUCAGACAUGUUUGGUGGAGGCUGAAGAGCUCGAGGAAACUUCCUAAAGCCGGGAGUCUUGGGUCUUAAUAGUGUCAUUGUGUGUUCAGUUUCACCCCAUUAGGAAAUCAAAUGACACCAUGGAAGACUAGUUGCAUUCUACACAAUCAGCUGUUACCUUUAUAUACGCCAGUUACCUAAAGUGAUUCUGCAGUUAGCGAGUAGCUCUGGAUCCAUCCGAGUGAUCCAUUGUUGUCUGCUGUGAUUAAUGCAUCAUAGAGAAGUGAAUUCAUUGAUGGUUGCUAUAUUUUUUUGGCUCAAAUUUUUGUGACCUAUCUGGGAAAUGUUUGCCAACUAUUUGGGCGAUUUUUCUAUCUAGAUGUUACAUAAACAAUGACCGCACACUUCCUAAUCUUUUUGAUUGUUCAGGUAUUUGUAAAGCUAUUUUGUUGAGGUCAUGUUUAUAGCGUUCUUGUUCGUCGCAGUUUCUGGAUGCUUCCUUUUUUCACAAUACAGCAUGCCAGUAUUUUAGACUGUUUGAUGCUAUUCUUUACAGACAGAGCAAAGAAUGACCUCGAGUUUUUAAAGGUGGGUUAUUAUUUUAUUUUUUUUGAAACCUGUUUGAAUAAUCCUGAAUUCGGAAAAUGCUCUGUUUUUGUACAAAAUAUCUGUCUGAUUUGACAAAGGGAUUUCUUUUAUUUUCUUGAUAAUUCGUAUGCUACAUUUGUAAUAUUAAAUGUGAUAAUUGCAUCAUCUAAAAGUGAAAUUGUGCCUUGGGAGAGAAUCUGAAUGAAAUAAUCAGCACAGCAAAAAAGCAGGUCUUUGUAGUCUAACAAGCAUUAAUGUCACUGUUUUAUUCAGGAUUGCACUUUGAUUAUGAUAUUCAUUUUGAAUUGAAGGAUAAAAUCUCUUGAGCCUUGUUUUGAUAGAUUUUAUGCCAUGGGCCAGGGAGAGAGUUAAAAUGCUUUUUAAUUGCAGGUUGUAUGCGUACGUGUAUGCACCCUGUCUUGUUAGCCUUAAAUUGCAGUGCUAUUGAUCACUAGCAUUGAAGGUCACUUAACAUUUAAAGUGGGAAAUGUUGAAUAAAAAUCAGAAUUUAUCAUU
Molecule: messenger RNA, 1896 nt
Organism: Neoarius graeffei (lesser salmon catfish)
Lineage: Eukaryota; Metazoa; Chordata; Actinopteri; Siluriformes; Ariidae
Gene: cd302
Product: CD302 molecule
Exons: 6
Coding region: 126-860 (244 amino acids)
Molecular function (GO): signaling receptor activity
Source: RefSeq, a predicted model, not a curated record